Molecule: messenger RNA, 1671 nt
Organism: Recurvomyces mirabilis
Lineage: Eukaryota; Fungi; Ascomycota; Dothideomycetes; Mycosphaerellales; Teratosphaeriaceae
Exons: 2
Coding region: 1-1671 (556 amino acids)
Biological process (GO): transmembrane transport
Cellular component (GO): plasma membrane
Molecular function (GO): transmembrane transporter activity
Source: RefSeq, a predicted model, not a curated record
AUGUCGCACCUCACGCCCGUCGCUGUCGGUGGCAAUCCGUCUAGGACACCUAGCUGCUGGACCAAGGAUGAGGAUAAGGAUGCCGAUACGCCAUACACGAACAACACUCCAGACACUAGAUCAGAAGUCGCGAAUGAGAAACACGAACAGACCAGAGGUCGUAUAGUCGGCGGCAAGUACAACACAUCAGAGAACGCCGCACCUCCGCCUCCAGACCACAGUGACCAUGGACCACUCAAGGAGGUCGAUAUCGACAUGCCUCUCACUCUCACCGAACACGUCCACAUGAACGGCCAAGACUACAUCGUCCUAUCCUUUGCCGAAGGCGAUAAAGAGAAUCCCUUCAACUGGAAUCCAUGGUACAAACGCGGCAUAACUACCAUUCUCAACCUCAUGACCCUCUUCAUCGGUCUCGCCACUACAGCGUACAGCAGUGGCAUAAACAGCAUGUGUGCCGAAUUCGGGGUGUCCACUGAGCUGGGCCAAGUUGCUUGUGCUCUGGCACCCAUGAUUCUAGCACCGUUCUGCGAGCUCAUAGGCAGGAAGAUCGUCUAUGCCGGAGCAUAUCUAUGCUUCACACUCCUCUUCAUUGGUCUGGCACUAGGGAAGGACAUCACGACGAUCGUUAUCCUUCGCCUCUUUCUCGGUCUCUUCGGCUGUGUCGGCACGAUCUUAGUCGGCGGCACCUUCGACGACAUGUAUGAGCCUCGCGACCGCGGGCGUCCGAUGGCCAUGUUCAGCUUCGUGGCCAUCUUCGGCACAGUCGCGGCACCGAUCUACGCCGGCUUCAUCGAUCAGUCGAUUGGUUGGCGCUGGAUCGAAGGUAUACAAGGAUUGUCGAAUAUCCCGCUCCUAUUAGCUGUCUUUCUUUUCUUUCCCGAGACGCGCGGUGGUGUAGCCCUACACAAGCGUGCCAAAGCACUCCGAGCAGCCACGGGCGACGAGCGAUAUGUCGCUGCGGACGAUAUCAACACGCCUGGUCUGCAAUCGAUGCUCAAAGCUUCCUCCGUCAAGGCCCUACAUAUGCUGGCGACUGAGCCGGUAGUCUUCGCCUUCGGCCUCUGGAUCGCUUUCUGCUGGGCCAUCGUAUUCCUCUUCCUCUCCGUUAUCCCCAUAACUUUCACGGAGAAGCGCGGCUGGAGCGAAGGUGUGGCUGGGCUGCCAUACAUUAGUCUUUGUGUGGGAACUUUCCUGGGCUGGGCCGCGAACCACAUUCAGAUGAGAAAAUAUGAGAACCUGACCUCUGAUCCGAAUAGGAAAGUCAUGCCAGAGUCGAGGCUAUACGGAGCCAUGUUCGGCGCCAUCUUCCUUCCCAUCGGACUUUUUAUCUACAGUUUCACACAGUACGCCUACCUCCACUGGAUUGGCCCUGUGAUAGGUCUCGCGCCGAUUGCAUUCGGGAUCUACUUUGUGUUCGAGAGCACAUACAGCUAUACCGCAGACUGUUACGGUACUAGCGCAUCGAGUGCCAUUGCUGGACAAGGACUCAUGAGGAAUUUGCUAGGAGCCAUCACGCCGUUGUUCGCGAGUCAGUUCUUCCACAAUGUCGGCAGUCAGUAUGCUGGACUCAUCCUGGCAUUAUUUGGUACAGCUUUGAGUGCGAUCCCUUUCGUAAUGUUCGCAUAUGGGCACAUCCUACGAAAGCGUAGUAAGCUUGCAAGGGAGUUCUGA